This is a messenger RNA of Anastrepha obliqua, 2057 nucleotides long. RefSeq lists its product as uncharacterized. The transcript has 3 exons. The coding region runs from base 44 to 1939 and encodes 631 amino acids. The record is from RefSeq and is a predicted model, not a curated record. Gene Ontology annotation, molecular function: lipase activity. NCBI's taxonomy places the organism in Eukaryota, Metazoa, Arthropoda, Insecta, Diptera, Tephritidae. Gene Ontology annotation, biological process: lipid metabolic process.
AAAAAAAAAACAGUAGAACCAACUAAAUCAGUAGUAGACCGAAAUGCAUUGGAUUCCAAUUUUUCUCUUCAAAUUAACAGUUCUACCAAAUGCGAUCUACAUUUAUGCAAAACUGUCACCUGAAGAUUCUUCCAAGUCAGCCGAGAUGUUGAGCUAUGUUUUGUCGCCCUACCACCAGAAUUUCACCAAAAAUGGUCAUCUACACAACGACAAUGACCUCAAUGGCAUUGACUUGCAAUUGGUGAGCAAUGGUGGUCACCAGUAUGAUAUCAAAACUUACGACAAAAGAGGUAAUCAUAAGAACGACGACAAUGAUAGCGAACGACGACGAGCAGAAAGCGAAAGAGGAGAUGCCGGGGAGCAAAAAUCAACAAAAGAAGGAGCAAAAGUUACAGAAGCAAUAGAAGAAAAGGAAUAUUUACAGAACAAUACAAUGUACAAAUACAAAGAAUUCCUUACAAAGCAGCGUAACAACAACAACAAUAACAGUAACUACCAUAAAACCACAACAAAGACGAGUAACAAAAAACAAACAAACACUUUGAGUGAGAAAGCAACGAUGGUGACAAAAGCGAAUGCGGGCUUGUCGAUGCGGGUCAAAAAUGAUUUGCACAAAGUUGAUGACAUAAAUGAAACGAGCAGAAAUCGCACCGAAACAACAACCAACACAAUUAGAAGAAUAAUAGCAACAACGCCACAAAACACAAAGCAAGCCUCUCUAACAAGUAUCGGCCGAGACGCUAUCGUUGGCAACAAGGGAAGAGGUGCAGUGCUAAAUAGCGCCAAACCGAAUGCUACACAAGAACAGGCAGUCAAUACGAAACUGUAUUACCUCUCCGGAUUCCUUAAUCCAUUCGGACAAUUAGUCGCCUUCUUUGGCAGCGAUCAACUGCAUCUGCAGGAUUAUACUUUAUUUUUCAAUGCCGAACGGCAUACAGUGUUUCAGUUGCACACCAAUAACAACAACAACAACGCUUUGCAAUCAACUGUAACUACUGGUAGUGGGCGUGUAUUGAACGUGGCCCCCGAUUCUUUUGUGUCAGCGUUUGGUGCUAAUGCGCCAACGGCAGAUAUAUCGCCCGUCACUCCCUACCACUCGUCGUCGGCCUCGUCGAUCAUCGUCGAGGAGGUGCAGCUGUACAAUGGCAAAUCCUUGCGGCAGUCACGUUUCAGCCCUUUCAAUCCAACGCGUAUUCUCAUUCACGGUUGGUUUGGUGGCGCGAAUGCAGGCGUCUAUCAGACGCUUGUGCCCACUUAUCUUCAGCAAGGCGCUGGCAAUUACAACGUCUUCACCGUCGACUGGGGCCGAGGCGCUGUUGCAGACUAUAUUACCGCCAGCUACCGUGUCAAGCCAGUCGGUAAAGUGCUAGCAAAAUUCAUCGAUUUCCUACAACGUGAAGCUGGCAUACGCUAUGAGGAUCUGCACGUUAUUGGCUUCAGCAUGGGCGCACACAUUGCCGGCAUCGCUGGAAAACACAUACAAACCGGCCGUUUGCCAGUGAUCUAUGCACUCGAUCCAGCGCUGCCGUUCUUUCGCUACGAGAAUUUCGAUGAACGCAUAGCAAUCACCGAUGCCGAUUAUGUUGAGGUGGUACACACAAGCGUCGGCUCAUAUGGCUACGAUCAACCGCUUGGACAUGUGGAUUUUUAUGUGAACUAUGGCAGCGCGCAGCCGGGCUGUUUUUUCAAUGAAUGCAGUCACUUUCGUGCAUUUCAAAUAUUCGCUGAGUCACUACAAGGGAAACACGCAUUUCGCGCGCAGGGUUGCGAUGUAAAGCUAUGGCAGGAUAUGAUCAAGCAUAGAAGGUGUUCGAUGGGCACAGGAAGGCAAAUGCUGCUGGGUGGCGAUCCGACAAAUGUGAUGGCGUUGCGUGGACGUGGCGGUGUAUUUUAUUUGGCGACGAAUGCAGUGUCCCCCUAUGCGAAAGAUGUAACGUGAUAUAGAGAAAAUGGACGGGUAGGAGAGUCAAUAAAAAAAAAUCGCAAAACAAAAAAUAGGGUAAACAUGUUUUGCUUUGCAUAAUACACCCUUGCUAGAAAUAUGUAAUCAAAAGGAA